ACUUCUCAAAGACUUUCAAGUUUCCAGCUGGUUAUUCCUAAGUAACUGUCUUGCCCAGCUUCAACUAAGCUUUCUCCAGCUUUGUAGUCGCGGUUUGUGUCGUUUUAAACGUACGCCAAAACAAACAGGCACAAAAACUCUCUCCGGACCCUCGCACGUUGCUCAGUCUGUUCAUGAAAUUUUUGACGACCUCUUGCUAACAUCCUGCCACGCGUCCCAAUGAACAGCCAUCAUGCCAUUCAAUGGCUACCGUCUUACAUUGUUCCAUUCGUUUCCCUCUCAUACCCAACUUCUCCCCCCACCAACCCCGACUCGUUCCACCAUUCCGCGUACUACACUACUGGGCUGCUAGAUGGCUGUUUCAUAGUAACAUGCAUUGCUGUUAUGGCGAUUCUACGCGACGUAGCGCGCGUCUUUAUAAUGGAGCCUUUCGCUAGGUGGAAGCUCACCCGCACUUGGGAGCAAUCUAAUGCAUCGCAUAUCCAACAGAACGGCAACAAAAAUGGCGUCAUGAACGGGAACGGACAUGCUGGGCAUGCCAAUGGCGACUGCCCGCCAAAAAAAAUAAUGUCUCCGCGGGAUGCUCGUAAAAUCCAUCGCAGCGUGCUCAGGUUCGCAGAACAAGGCUGGUCGGUCAUCUACUACACACUCCAAUGGUCAUUUGGCUUUUAUAUUCACCAAAACCUUCCUACCCGAGCCCUAAACCCGACGGAAAUGUGGUCCAACUACCCUCAUAUUCCCCUUGCUGGACCUUUGAAGUUUUACUAUCUUACCCAGACCGCCUUUUACCUCCAUCAAAUCCUGAUUCUCAAUGCCGAGGCGCGAAGGAAAGACCAUUUCCAAAUGAUGACCCACCAUAUCAUCACAAUUGUCCUCAUGGUCGCGAGCUACCUCUAUAAUUUCACACGUGUUGGUUGCCUCAUCAUGGUCUUGAUGGACUGGAAUGAUAUUUUCCUGCCGGUCGCCAAAAUGUUCCGAUAUAUUGGUUUUUAUACCCUUUGCGACAUCACUUUCACAUGGUUCCUUAUAUCAUGGUUUGUGGCACGUCAUGUUUUCUUCAUCAUCGUCAUAUUAUCGGCCUGGUUCGAUGGCCCGCGGUUGAUCACUGUGGGCUGGGUGCCAGAGUUGGGACAAUAUUACUCUGAGUUUUCUUAUAAUACCUUUGUCUACCUGCUGGUGGUACUGCAGAUCAUCCAGAUCAUCUGGUUCGGGAUGAUUUGUCGCAUUGCAUGGCGUGUGAUUAGUGGUCAAGGCGCCUCGGAUGACCGCAGUGAUGACGAAAGUGAGGAAGAAAAGAAGAGCCAGUGAUGCUAGUACAUUAGAGGCAGGGGCACGAUAAUCAUUGAACAUUUAAUUGCGACACGUCGGCCUUUGCAUAUCUAGAUAUUUCUGGACUCAGAUACCAUACAAUUCAACCUUUUGGAUACAGCUUGCUAUAUGAGCGAACGACUCAUGAGUGUGCGACGAGGAGGCCAAUUGCCUAAUUGAGUUAUCCAUAAG
This is a messenger RNA of Suillus paluster, 1500 nucleotides long. RefSeq names its product TLC domain-containing protein. The record is from RefSeq and is a predicted model, not a curated record. Gene Ontology annotation, cellular component: membrane. The coding region runs from base 220 to 1308 and encodes 362 amino acids. Lineage: Eukaryota; Fungi; Basidiomycota; Agaricomycetes; Boletales; Suillaceae. Gene Ontology annotation, molecular function: sphingosine N-acyltransferase activity. Gene Ontology annotation, biological process: ceramide biosynthetic process. The transcript has 5 exons.